This is a messenger RNA of Eublepharis macularius, 1599 nucleotides long. Its product is annotated as protocadherin beta-3-like. The record is from RefSeq and is a predicted model, not a curated record. Bases 1 to 1599 code for a protein of 532 amino acids. Gene Ontology annotation, cellular component: plasma membrane. Lineage: Eukaryota; Metazoa; Chordata; Lepidosauria; Squamata; Eublepharidae. Gene Ontology annotation, molecular function: calcium ion binding. Gene Ontology annotation, biological process: homophilic cell-cell adhesion. The transcript is spliced from 2 exons.
AUGAGAAGGGAGAGAAGACUGGGAACAUCAAGGCAUUGGGGCAAUUGUACUGUUGCAGGGACAAUUGAUUAUGAAAAGGACAGAAGUUGUGAGAUAGACAUCAAAGCCAUGGAUGGAGGGGGGCUCUCUGCUUACUUCAAAGUCAUUGUGGAGGUUGAGGAUCAAAAUGACAGUGACCCAGAGGUGACCCUCACAUCCAUCGCCAGCCCCCUACCAGAAGAUUCUCCCCCAGAUAAGGUGGUGGCCCUUUUCCGUGUCACAGAUCAAGACUCUGGAGAUGCUGGCAGAACUGCUUGCACUAUGGAGACAAACUUACCAUUUGUAUUUAAAGCAUCUGUGAAUAAUUACUAUCAACUAGUGACCCAGCAGCCCCUUGACAGAGAAAAAGCCUCUGAGUACAACAUCACCAUCACAGCCAGAGACCAGGGCUCUCCCAGACUCACUUCAACAAGAAUAAUUAAUGUCCAAAUAUCGGAUGUCUAUGACAAUGCUCCAUUAUUUGAUAAGUCAUUAUAUGAAAUGCAAAUACGAGAAAAUAAUAUUCCAGGUCUGCUGAUCGGAUUGGUGCAGGCUGAUGACCUGGACACAGAGCGGAAUGCCGAAGUGACGUAUUCACUUUUACCUGGAAAGGUCAGUGAUCAACCCGUGUCCAGUUUUGUCUCCAUCAACUCAGAAACUGGGAAUCUGUAUGCCAUUCGAUCUCUGGACUAUGAGCAGAUAAAAGAUUUCCAGCUGUCUGUGAGGGCUGCGGACAGUGGUUCUCCUCCCCUGAGCUCCAAAGUUAAGGUCCAAGUUGUCAUUGUGGAUGAAAAUGAUAAUGCGCCGUUCAUCCUGUACCCUCUUCAGAAUGGUACUUCCCCAUCCAAUGACCUGGUUCCCAGGGAGGCAGAGGCUGGUUACCUGGUCACCAAGGUGGUAGCAGUGGACAGAGAUUCUGGCCAGAACUCUUGGCUUUCCUAUGAGCUCCUAAAGGCCACAGAACCGGGUCUGUUCAGUAUGGGCACCCAGAAUGGAGAAGUAAAAACCAUGAGACCAAUUAACCAACAAGACACCUUCAAACAGAAACUUAUCAUCGGAUUGAGAAACAACGGGCACCCUCCCCAGUCCACCUCUGCAACACUAACUAUUCUACUAGUGGAUGGCUUUUCUGACCCUUACAUGAAAACGGUGGAUAUCCCGAAGGAUGAAGUGGUCAAGGAGGAAGACCGCAGCCUGACUAUGUAUCUGGUCAUAUGCUUGGCUGCCAUUUCAUUCAUUUUUCUUCUUUCUAUAAUUGUGUUUAUUGCUAUCAAGGUUCAGAAAAGGAGAAAGUUCACGGAGAACUCAGCCCUGAAUUUUCCAGUGGGACUAAAUUGCCAAGAGAACUGUGGAGAUGCUGGUGCUGGAAUGCUUUCUCGGGCUUACAACUAUGAGGUGUGCUUAGCUGGAGGAUCUCUGAGCAGCGAGUUCAAGUUUCUCUGUCCUCUCUUUCCUGUGUUUUCGGUGGAGCCUCCUCAAAAUCAGGGGGUUCAAAGGAUUUCAACUGCUUCCCAAGAAGUUCCCAGUUAUGCCGAAAAAAGUGAGCGCAUAAACCAGUUGAGAAUAAUUAAUUUAAUGUAA